AGAUACACUACCCAUGCCCUUACGUACCGUUCAAUGGGCUGGCACUGCACAAACCUUGUACGCGCGCCGCUUGAGCCUGCCUGAUUGGCCCUACUUACGCCCUCUUUAUGGUUGUCUCGUCCUGAUCAACCGCCCAGCACUCACCGGCAGCUAGUGUCUUACUGCAUCCUUAUCGGGCAUGCUGUCGGCCCACCGCUACUCUCGCUGAGCUCAGUAGAAGGUCGUUUGUUACCUCGAUUCUGAUUAAUCGACGUUACAGAGCCUAGUCACCAUACAAGUAACAAGACCAGCGGAAUGUCGUGGGCUUUGGUCGACUUUAGCUGUGUCCGAUACUCUCCCGUAGAGGGCACACACUACUUCCACGACCCCGCAUAUCCCUCCUCGAUACAGUUCCUCCUCUCUGGCCGCUGGGAGCCCUGGGACGUUAGCUAUGUCAAGUACAAGGCUCGGGAUCCAGACAUUCGACGCGUUGCUGAGGAAGCCGAGACGCGACUCGCUCGGGAUCCAUAUUCCAAAUAUUCUCCGUGGCCGUCUCCACCUCCUUCAACGGGUCCGCCACCACUGACUACACCCUAUCCUCACAGCCAACUUCCACCAGCACUAAUCAAGCAACCUGUGGCCGAUCUGGUGACUCCUUCGCCAUCUACUGUGGCUGAUCAUGCCGUUUCAGCGUCGCCGCGCGACCACAGUACACCUCCGUUACCAAAUACUUCUACUAGUUAUGCAUCUCCUUAUGGAAGUCGGUCUGUAGUACACGAUAGUCUAAAUCAGGCUCCUGCUGGUCCUCCAAACUUCGUUCCGCUUGCUCCGAUACACAGCAGCCAUGCGAGCCACUCAAAUGGUCACCCCUCACCUCCUCAACAUGCUGACAUUCCAUGUGAUCCCACGCUUCGGGAUCCAUCAUCAAAACCAAUGCUACCAGCCCAGACAAUUCUCUCGCGCACUAGAGAAACUAAGAUCCUACUCUCAAUCGACGGCGACGGUAUCAGAGGACUUUCUGCCUUACUCUUGGUUGAAUCACUUGUCAAUGCAAUCUGUGUCAAGGUCGGGCAGCGCUUAGACAGUCACCAAAUCUUUGACCUGACAGGAGGAUGCUCUCUAGGAGGGAUUAUAGCCAUUAUGCUGUGCCGGCUUCGGAUGCAAGCCCACCGAGCUAGGGAAGCCUAUAAACAGAUUGCGAAGCAGGUCUUUGCAAACAAGAGGGACUACUUCAAGUACUUGGAUCCACAUACACAAGUGCGAAGUGUUGAUGAUAGUGCGUUGGAAGAUGCGAUCAAGAGUGUUAUCCGACAGGAGCUGGGCAACCCAGAUGAGAUACUGCUCGACGGACGACCGGAUUCGGGCGAUGUAUUUGCCAUUACAACACAAAUGGAUAUCGGCACCAACCGAGCAGCACUAAUACGUUCAUACCAAACACGGCGCAUCACAGGCCCAGAUCUGGAACCAGACAUGCCCAUAUGGCAAACAAUGAAAGCCACUUCAGCAGCCCCGAGAUAUAUACAAUCCGAAAAAGCCGUUCCACAACGCUUCGUAAUAGAAAAAGGCCUAGUCGACCACGGCACCACCAAGAACAACCCUGUCCGCGACAUCCUCUACGAAUGCCGCAAGCUCUUCCGCUACGCUAACGAUAUGAUGAUCAUCGUCUCCGUCGGCACAGGCGUCGGCCUCGACCGCAGCCGCGAAAUCCCCGAAAUGGCGAAUAGCGUUGAAGACCGCAAGGCCGAAGCCCGUGGCUGGGGCGAGCGCUUCGAAGCCGACCACGCCGCUCUCAUCGAACGCAACUGGAUGAAGUAUUUCCGCUUCGAUGUCACGGGUCUCGAAGAUGUUCCACUGGAAGAAUGGAGUCAUGAGGAUAUCAUCAAGGAGAAGACAUCUGCCUAUCUUGCUCAACCGGAUGUAUGUCAGAGGUUUUAUGCCUGUGUUGAUGCUAUUGCUGCUUUACUGCUGGGUCCCCAAGGUCGGUAGUACCUUGGAGAAAGAGAGAGGGAUAAAGAGAAAUGCGAUCUUGUACUGGGUGGAUUAGUUUUUUUUUUCUCAAAAAAGCAAAUCGGUGGUUGUCAGUGUCGGUAUCUUAUCAAGAUAUCUAACUUUUAUGUAUUUUUUCGGACAAGUCGAAUGUUUGUUUGUUUUUGGUUUAGAGAUGCCUUCUUAUGAUAAUUCAUCUUAAUUUCACGCUGUAAA
Molecule: messenger RNA, 2181 nt
Organism: Bipolaris maydis ATCC 48331
Lineage: Eukaryota; Fungi; Ascomycota; Dothideomycetes; Pleosporales; Pleosporaceae
Product: acyl transferase/acyl hydrolase/lysophospholipase
Biological process (GO): arachidonate metabolic process
Cellular component (GO): membrane
Source: RefSeq, a predicted model, not a curated record